UUAUUUUAUUUUAUUAAACGAGAAGUGAUUAAAUAAAAAAAUGUCAAAUCGUGUGAUGAAGAAGUUGUACGGCGAUAGCGAUCCCGUCGGCAAUGGCGGCGUCGGUGGCGGACAUGUGUUGGUCAAUAGGACGACUACCGAUGGCGGCGGCGGCCGACAACAGUUAAGCCAAUCGGACAGCGACUCACAUAAUGAUAACAGUGGCGGCAGCGGUGCCGGCGGUGGUGGUGGUGGUGGUGGCCUGUCAUCAGCUAAAGGUCAACAACGAUCAAAAAAGUUGGCCAUCAAUCGCUUUGAACUGUUGAAUAGUUUGGAUCAUAACUCGAUGUCGGAUACGGAAGCCAAAGAAGAUGACGACAAAGAUAACGAUUCCGUACGCAAUUGGUGUCCAAUGUCUGAGAAGAUUAGCGGAGUAACUAUCGGCGGUAGCGGUGGCGGUGGUGGCGGUGGUGGCGGUGGCCGUCAUCUGGAGAAACAAGACUCGACACAGAGUACCGAUAGUUUGAAGAAAAAGCGAAAGAAAAAGAAGAAAAUUCGAUCGCAGAAGUCAUUGGAUGGUUAUUUGGACGCCAAUGGCGGCGCCGCCGGUGGUUACGAUGACGAUGAAGACAUUGACGCUACUGUUGAAGAAGUGAAUCGCAUGUUAGGCAGCAGCGGUCAGUUACAGCAGCCGGCCAACGAUCCGAUGACCAGUAGUGGUAUAGCUGGCGGCCACCACCGAAGUUACCACCACUCGUCGAAAGCCGCGCCCCCGAAGAAAUCGCUUAUCAGUGUUGAGGCCCGACAUUUGAAUCCCGAAAACGAAAUGAAACGUAUAUUCGGUUCGAAAGUGAUUCUAGCGGAACAAAACUCUGCCCGACGUCGUGGCCGCCAUCGGCACACUAUUGGCCGUACAUGGAUUCUGGUCAAUCCGAAAAACUGGGCCAACGUCGGCAAAUGCGGUCUGACUAUGGAGUAUGUGGACAAAGUCAACGCCGACAACGGCAGUGGCGGCGGUUAUCUGCGGUUCAAUAUCGUUCACAGCCGAUCCUAUCAGACGGUACAGUUUGCCUUUAUGGACGCCGUCGACAGCUAUAAUCCCGACAAUUUGGUGGCCAUACUCAACGCCCAUCCCUACCAUAUCGACACAUUGAUCCAGUUUAGCGAUGUCUGUCGUAUGGCCGAAGACAAUCAAAUGGCUGCCGAACUAAUCGAGCGGGCUCUGUAUUGUAUUGAGCAUACGUUUCAUCCGCUGUUCAACAUAACACAGGCCAACUGUCGGCUAGACUAUAGGCGCCCGGAGAACAGGGCCUUUUAUAUAGCACUUUUCAAGCACCUGACGUUUGUUGGCCAGAGAGGCUGCAAUCGGACGGCACUGGAGUUUUGUAAACUAAUUCUCAGUCUCGAUCCGGAAGGCGAUCCUCUGGCCGUACUAUUGAUGAUCGACUUCUAUGCACUACGUUGUGAACAAUACGACUAUUUGUUGACACUGAACGAGGAAUGGGAGUCAACAAAAAAGUUGUCAUUGUUUCCCAAUUUUCGUUACUCGACAUCACUGGCACUCUAUUAUAUGUCACAGAAAACCCCAGAGCUCACGGACCGGGCUGACCAACACAUACAGGAAGCAUUGAUAAUGUUUCCGGCUAUACUACCCGAACUGUUAGAAAAAUGUAGUGUCGAACCCGAUCCGCAAGUUGCCCGAUGCGAUUACUUUCAAUACGGUGCUCAAAAGUCAAUGACCCCAGCAAUUAAACAAUUGAAUACACUAUAUAUUGGCCGUACAUAUCUGUUAUGGAAGGACAGGUCGAUUAUGUCGUGGCUCGAGCGGAAUGUCCGUCAGGUUAUCGAAAGAGUCGCCAAUAACGACCCGUUUGUUAAUCUAUGCUCCGAAAGACGUAAACAAUAUCUAAGUGGCGGAACUCCGAGGAAUGUCUUACGACAUGUCAUACUGUCGGGCAUUAAAGAUGCACAGCUGGCGCUUCCAAAUGAUUUAGCUAAAGACUCGAUCUUCGGCUACGAUCCCUUACCGCCAACCGAUUCAAUUGUAUCGUAUAGUCGACCCAAAAAACCGGCCGGUGCUCAACAAUCGACGACUGCUGGUGCCGGUGCCGGCUCUGCUGCCGAUGACCAGAGUUUGUUAAGCGUUUUUCUACGAUCGUGGUUACCGAACUUUAAUGCCGAAGAACUGGCCGCCGCCGGUGGUGCUGAUGGUGCUGUUGUUGGCGGCGCUGUCGGCGCCGGUGGAGUUGCAUUGAGAAAUCGGGCGAUGGCUCGACAAUUGGAACGACAGUUAGCCGAGGAUGAUGUGAUGGCCGCUGGAGGCGGUGGUGCACAACGACCGGCCGCCGCCGCUGUCGGCGAUACUACCGAUUUGCGGCGCAGUGUUACCUCAUUGUUGGACGCCAUGCGCGACCUACUCAGUAACAUACAUAUGGCCGACGUGCCCAACGAGGGCGACAUAUCCAGUGAGGACCAGGAGGACGAUCCACACGACGAUUAACCGAUAAUAACCGAUAAUAAUAAUAAUAAUAUAUUGCAAUAAAUACUGUGCAUAUGCUAUGAAUUAUUUUAUGUUUUUUUUUUGAUCAUUAUUUCUAAUUUUUUUUUUUUUUUUUUUUGGUUUCAUUUGACAGUAAAUUAAUUGCCAAAUAAUUU
Messenger RNA from Oppia nitens, 2634 nucleotides. It is a transcript of the gene Nulp1, whose product is annotated as transcription factor 25-like. The coding region runs from base 41 to 2479 and encodes 812 amino acids. The transcript has 7 exons. The record is from RefSeq and is a predicted model, not a curated record. Lineage: Eukaryota; Metazoa; Arthropoda; Arachnida; Sarcoptiformes; Oppiidae. Gene Ontology annotation, cellular component: RQC complex.